AUGUGGAAAACCAUCAUUAUUGUCCGUGUUGCUCACGGCAUUGUGAUCCUAGCGUCGUGGCUUCUGCACUGGUUCUUCAUACUGGAAAGGCUUUCCCUGCGGCCCCUACGUCGCUCGUUCUUGGAAUUUAAAAGUCACUAUGGCCCGCUUCGUGCCAUACUCCUGGUUCUUAUUUUCCCAGACGUUCGCAAUGAGCUUGAUCGUAUUCAGCGAGACAUACUCGAUCCGCCUGUCGAUGACUCCAUAGCUGCAGAGAAGGCAAUGAAGCUGAAGGAAUCUAUAUCUGAACGCUGUACUACGCUUUGUAGUCCCGCAUUUGAUGUGGUACAAUUGUCCCUGUUGGCAUUGUCGCUUCCUAACCUCCUCCCCGUAUCUUGGGUGUCCCUGAUAGCCCUCGUCUUCAGCAUGACGACUAGCACAGUGUCUGUCAUACUCGCAUUUACUUUGCGACAGCAUAUGGACAACCUCUUGGAACCUCAUGAUGUGAAGAAGUGGUUUGGCAGACCCGCCGACAAACAAGGAAUCCCCGCGGACGUUGACAGGCAGGUCUGCGAAGACUCGCCUCGUGGUCUCAAGCAUAAACAAGCUGGUGAAGCGACUUACGACAUGAACUGCCCAGACCGCGUGGUGAGGGUGAGGGCACCGAUGGAAAGCAUGCGUUGGAAGAAUGUAUCGUUCCAUGCGGUCCUUAUGAUGAAAAUCCCGGCCAUGUUAUCGGUUUGGUCCUCGGGAGCUUUUAUACUUGGGGUUGGAGUAUACACAAUGGCCCAUUGGGCUUUGAAUCUGGAAACUCCCAACUUUGACAGAGCAGAUUCUUCUCAAGACGGAUGCAGCUCUCUGGUCAUUCUCGUCGCGUAUAAUGUUGCCAUGGUUCUUGGUCUGCUGCUGGUCUUGGUGCCAAGCGUUCUAAAGUAUGUCCAGGAUGCACCCCUCCGACAACUCGACGAGGCCACGAACCCAAAGAAAGGUCAGUCUAAGCUAGACUUUGAAAGCCGCUUCGGGGACUUUGAAGAAUACUUUAAAGACCCUAGAGAGAUUUUUAAAGACAUUAAAGAAUGUUGUAGAAACUUUCGAGACACCUUUCGCUACUUUGACGAACUUUAUGCAGAGUUUGAAGAUAUCUUCUGGGAGUUGACAGGGGAGCCGGGAAGUUCUGGAACACAGGCGGGCGAGCACUCCGAUAUUCUUCUAAAUGAUUCGGCAAUGAUUUCCGGAAACACACUUACCCAUGAGAAUACACAAACGCAACAAUCUUGCCAAGAGGAGAGUAGACAGAGGAACAACAUUGCGAAGGAAGCCACGCAAUCGGAUGUCGGGGAGGGCGGCAAACCUGGCACUGGCUAUUCUUCUCCUGAAGGAGGGCUCGGUAACUCGCAGGGACAGGCUCUCAGUUCGACAUAUGGUAUUAAUUUCAAGCAACCGAUCCCGGAACUAAUGAAGCGCAGAAUGGAGCUUAUGAUCAAGGCCCAGAAGCGAAACAUCACACGCUUGCAACUAAUGCUACGGAAGGUGGAGACAGUGUUACCGAAGAAGGGUACAAUGUCACUGAGGGAGAAGACAGCGUUACUAAGGGAGGAGACAGCGUUACUGAGGGAGGAGAAGGCGUUACUGAAAGAGGGUACAGCGUUACUGAAGGAGGAGGCAGCGUUACUGAAGGGAGCGUUACUGAAGGAGGCAGCGUUACUGAAGGAGGAGACAAACAGGUAUAAAGGAACCGCUGUUUCUGCUUCGGUGUGCGCCUCUGAAGGCUCAUCACUUCCCCAUCAGGAGUCUUGA
Metarhizium robertsii ARSEF 23 is the source of this 1776-nucleotide messenger RNA. RefSeq lists its product as uncharacterized. Bases 1 to 1776 code for a protein of 591 amino acids. The transcript has 2 exons. The record is from RefSeq and is a predicted model, not a curated record. NCBI's taxonomy places the organism in Eukaryota, Fungi, Ascomycota, Sordariomycetes, Hypocreales, Clavicipitaceae.